AUGUUGGGGGUAAUAGAUUCAAAAUCAACUGAUACAAAAGUCUCAUGGAAAUACAACAAUUCAGCUCCAAUCAAUUCUUAAUCUAAGAUCUAAGGCUUUUUGCCUUACAAGGAGUACAUCAGAUACAGAUCACCUCAUUUAACUGGUUCUAAAACCAAAGGAAGCAUGCAACAGACACUUGAUAUAGACUGGAGCAUAAUAUAUCCAAAUAGAAAGACCCCUACUAGAAACUAGUCUGAUGAAAAUUCCUAGCAAUUGGCAAAUCUGAAGCCUAGUGAAAAUUUGCAAAUUUGUGAAACUAAAUCCCCAGCUAACAGUCCUAUCCAAUAGGAGUAGACAUCUAAAUCAUAAGUAAAGCCAAGACGUGCUGUAAGUCGCAGCUAUUUGAAAUAGCUUGGUGGUGCACUGUGUGGUAAUACAAGAACAGUAGAUGAUAAGAAUUCCUAGCAAAAAGAAGAAGAAAAGGAAAAGAAGAGUAUAAUCGAAGAUUAACAAGUUCCAGAUUAGACUAUGCUAGAGAUAUUCUAGGACAACUAAUUCAACCCCUAGUAUGUCAAACAUAAAGUAGCAAAGCAUCCGAUAAGGGGACCUUGGAGCACCAGUAUGUUUAGAGAACCGUUAAAGUGUAAUACCAAAAAGAGAAAGCUAAGAUAAAUAUCAACGGUUGAUUUAACUUAGAAUGAAAAAAGUGCAACUGAAGAUCCAGAGAAUAUCUCACUUCUGCAAACAGCUAGACAAAGUGAUUUUAGUUUUCAUAUAACCUAGAAUAGUAAUUCAAUAAAUCAGAGUAGAACAGUAGACUAAGAAAUUAGUAAUUCUGAUAACUAUCCAAAGAAAAUUAAAUUCAAUGAUGAAGUUAAUAUCAUGAUGUUUGAAAAGCAGCCUUUAGGUGUGCCUGAGUGGACUUCUUGGGAUGUUGAAAUACAUGACCAUAUUGACUAACUUCUCUAAGGCAACGACCAUAAACUCUAUAAUCCUUACAGAGAUCCAGAGAAUCCUAAUUAUAACCAGAAGCCAAACCCAUCUAAGUAUGGAACUAUUUAUCCAUCUCUGGAUGGGCACUCUCUCUUCCUGGACAAUUAGGCUAUUUAUGAUAAGUAUCAACAAAUGGUAACUUAAUUCUAGAGAGCAGAGAUUGGAGGUAUCUGUGAUCCUGAAAAGAACAUUGUUAUUGGAGGUCCCAACUCUGCCUUUAGAUAGUAUGAAAGCAAGUGUGCAGCUAAUCUUUAUGCAGCUUGUAAUAGUGGCCAGAGUACAGCAGAUACAAGCAAAUAGUAUGAAAUGAAUAACGCCAAUACCACUAAUGCCAAUCCCACUGGUCAAUAGAAUGACAAUGUAAAAAUUUACUAUAAAAACUAGCUGAUUUCAGUUUUGGAAUUUAAUAGGAUAAGGGAAUCUAUUGACUUAAAUGAUGUGCAUUUUGUUCUUUGA
Messenger RNA from Stylonychia lemnae, 1431 nucleotides. Lineage: Eukaryota; Ciliophora; Spirotrichea; Sporadotrichida; Oxytrichidae. The record is from the annotation of a GenBank genome assembly.